Messenger RNA from Centropristis striata (black sea bass), 2638 nucleotides. RefSeq names its product calcium channel, voltage-dependent, gamma subunit 3b (gene cacng3b). Lineage: Eukaryota; Metazoa; Chordata; Actinopteri; Perciformes; Serranidae. Bases 1234 to 2181 code for a protein of 315 amino acids. The record is from RefSeq and is a predicted model, not a curated record. Gene Ontology annotation, cellular component: postsynaptic density membrane; AMPA glutamate receptor complex. Gene Ontology annotation, biological process: neurotransmitter receptor internalization; neurotransmitter receptor transport, postsynaptic endosome to lysosome; calcium ion transport. The transcript has 5 exons. Gene Ontology annotation, molecular function: voltage-gated calcium channel activity; channel regulator activity.
CGACGGCUGUCAUUUUUUUUUCAUUUGUACCAACGGGCACGUUUCUCGGGAGCAAACCCAGGCGGGUGUAACUGUCCUACAGGCUCCGUCAGCAGGCGUCUUUAUCGGACGGUCUGUCCCGGUUGCGGUUGAACUUUGGCGGUGAAAGCGAGCGAAGACGGCUGUUUAUCAGAAGACGUUUGAUUAAUCCGACUCGGGGUUUUUUUGGUGCCUAUUUAAAGCCCGUUAAACUUAAAUACCCGUGCUGCGUGUCUCUCCACUGCAGAUAAUGUAAGAAAAAUACUGAAUUUAUAUUAUCUGCUGCGUGUUUGGACGACUUUGUGUCGCCUGGACAUCGAGGAGGAGGAAGAAGAAAAAACAUGUCAGUGAGUCAACAGCUGGAGUGGAAAACACACGACGGAUCUUGGUCAGCUCUCUCUUCAUAGCUGACGUAUGGGCUUUAUUCAUCCGUCCAUUCAUUCAGUAAUUGGAAAGAAUAAACCCACUGUACCGCCUCAUUUUUGACGCUGCUGCUGUAAGAGAGAUUGUCGAAGGAGGACAUCCUUCACCGGUCAACAAAUCCAGCGAUGGAGUCCCCCCACGCAAACCUCGGCUGUUAAUGGUUAACAGAUUAAUAAGGAGGCUGUUUUGGAAACGCAGAAGUUGAGAAGAGAGGAGGGAAGGAAGGAGGGGGAGAGAAGAAGAAGAAGAAGAAGAAGAAGAAGAGGGGAGAUAGAGGGAAGCGGAGCAGAGAAGAAGCUCUCCGGUUGCUGGUGGAUAACGCAGCUGCCUAACCCCGGGACUGAUACACGGAAAGGAGGGACGGAGAGGCGGUAUGUGGCAUCACAGUUACCCCACUGAGUGAGGGCAGUGUCGGGGACAACCGGUGGUCGUUAAACCUCCGGUGUGCGCGCGCGCGCGUGUGUGUAUGAGGAGGGUGGUGGUGGUGGUAAAAACCGGUUUUUGAUGCGCGAGAAAGUGACGUGCCGCCCUCCCACCUUCCCGCCCUUUGCCACGAGCCUCUUGUCAACUCAACGGACAAGGCAGCCAAGUACUUCAUUUUCCGCUCCACACUUCUAAAACCGCCACCUUUUGAAAUCUAUAUUUCUAUUUUCUAUGAAUUAUUUUUGAGUGCCUGUCUGUUGAACCCCCUCACUCUUGACUCCCCAAAUCUCGCGGGAUAUAAAGGAAAUAAAAAAGGGGUGAAUCUGAAAGAGAGGAGGAAAGAGAUUAAGACAAACAGGAGCCGCCUAUAUGAAGAUGCUGAUGUGUGACCGCGGCGUCCAGAUGCUCGUGACGACGGUGGGCGCGUUCGCCGCCUUCAGCCUCAUGACCAUCGCCGUCGGUACCGACUACUGGCUGUACUCGCGCGGGGUCUGCCGCGUGAAGAGCAGCGGCGACAACGACACGAGCCGCAAGAACGAGGAGGUGAUGACGCACUCCGGCCUCUGGCGAACCUGCUGUCUGGAAGGAACAUUCAGAGGUGUGUGUAAGAAGAUUGAUCACUUCCCAGAGGACGCGGACUAUGAAGCAGAUGCUGCUGAAUACCUCCUCCGUGCUGUGCGUGCCUCCAGUAUCUUCCCCAUCAUGAGCGUGGGUCUGCUGUUCCUGGGGGGGCUCUGUGUGGCCGCCAGUGAGUUUUACCGGAGCCGACACAACGUGAUCCUCAGUGCAGGAAUCUUCUUUGUCUCUGCAGGUCUCAGUAACAUCAUAGGAAUUAUUGUCUAUAUCUCAGCCAACUCGGGUGACCCGGGCCAGAGCGACAGCAAAAAGUCCUACUCCUACGGCUGGUCCUUCUACUUUGGCGCCCUCUCCUUCAUCAUGGCAGAAAUGGUGGGCGUGCUGGCCGUCCACAUGUUCAUCGAGAAGCACCGCAAGCUACGGGCCAAGUCCCGCACCGAGCUCAUCAAGAAGUCCGCCUUCAGCCGCAUCCCCUCCUAUCGCUACCGUUUCCGGCGUCGCUCCAGUGUGCGCUCCUCCGAAGCCCCGAGCCGCGACGCCUCACCAUUGGGGAAAGGCGGCUACACAGGGCCCGCCGCCUCCGAGAUGCCCAUGUACACGCUGAACCCACGCGAGGCAGGGAACGCCGGCACCAAACCUGGCAUGGGCGGGCUGCUCAACUCAGAGAGGGAGUUCCUCCAGAGCAGCACGCUCACUAAAGACUACAGCAAGGACCCCAACCGCAGGACCACGCCUGUCUGAGAGGUGCUGGCUGCUGAUAUCACCCAAUCAGAAUCAAUAGAGAAAGAUGAUGAGAAAUACAGGGGGAGUGCGAGCAAAAGCAGAGGGACACACAGGGUUACAGGGGUGGGAACGGGGUUUGAUAAACUUUGACUGUGAACUGUGAACUUUUAGCCUUUGAACUGUGAAUCCUGAGCCCUGUGAGAGUUUCAGUGUGUGUAGCAGGGUCGCUUUUGAUGGAGAAGUUGUUCCCAACUCCACUUUACCACAUAUCACUGUAGUUGUACCUGUAACUCCUUACAUAUGAAGGCACAUUCAAUUUAUGUUCAUGAGUGUUAUGUUCAUAAAUUGACUUUAUGGCUUUUUUCGAGGGGGACACGGGAAAUUCUAAAAGCAUAUCGUAAGUGGUUUGCUGUUUGGGGCAACUUCUCCGAGAGAAAAAAAAAAAGAAAAUAAUGUGAACUAAAGGAGAAGAGGA